This is a messenger RNA of Ictalurus furcatus (blue catfish), 2265 nucleotides long. RefSeq names its product immunoglobulin superfamily member 1-like. The transcript has 8 exons. Bases 529 to 2145 code for a protein of 538 amino acids. NCBI's taxonomy places the organism in Eukaryota, Metazoa, Chordata, Actinopteri, Siluriformes, Ictaluridae. The record is from RefSeq and is a predicted model, not a curated record.
CUAAUUUGUGCUUGAUCAAAAAUGGACGUGUGUCACAUCACAAUCUACAUUUAUUUAAUGAUCACAACAUCUGUAUCUCCAUCAGAAGGUAUUUCAUUUCCUUUUUCCCCCAUCCUCACACUGAUUACAUUAAGUAAAGUAUUUUGCAAAUGGUUAUAAAGAAUAUUUCUUUUUUUAUUAUUAUUAUUUCCUCUGGGAUCUAAAAAAGCUUACUAAUUCUUAAUUUAAACAGAAAAGUGACUUGCUUUCAUUAUUUAGAAUUUUCUUUUUUUAUUUUGAGAAUUUUAAAUUGAUGAGAUGAAUGGUAGCAGUGUGAUUAUGUAGUUAUUAGAAAUACAAAAGUACUGGUGGAGUACAUCAGAUGAUUAGCCAUGUGAGAUCACUUUUUUGUAUUAUUUUUGGUCAAUAGGUGAUUCUUUGGAGAUUUUUCCAGCGCAAAUUUUUGGACCUUCCACAGCAAAAGUUGGGGAAAAUGUAACAUUAACGUGUCUCAUCUCUAACAUUCAGAGCUCAAAUACAGAUAUUCACAUGUAUUUGUGUAAAAAUGGAGUUGGAGAGAGAUUAGAAAUACUUGGAAAUAAAACUGAGCGCACCUUCACUUUGAGGAAUAUUUCAUUACGGGACUCUGGUACCUACAGUUGCGUGUACUCAUUUACAAAAUAUCUUCCAAAGAAUGUCACAGGAUCAGGAAAUAAUUCCAUCCAUGUCCGAGUCACAGGUGAUUCUAUGAAGAUUUUUCCAGCACAAAUUUUUGGACCCUCCGCAGCAAAAGUUGGUGAAAAUGUAGCAUUAAAGUGUCUCAUCUCUAACAUUCAGAGCUCAAAUACAGAUAUUCACAUGUAUUUGUGUAAAAAUGGAGUCGGAGAGAGAUUAAAACUACUUGGAAAUAAAACUGAGCGCACCUUCACUUUGAGGAAUAUUUCAUUACUGGACUCUGGUACCUACAGUUGUGUGUACUCAUUUACAAAAUAUCUUACAAAGAAUGUCACAGGAUCAGGAAUGAACUCAAUCCAUGUCCGAGUCACAGGUGAUGCUUUGGAGAUUUUUCCAGCACAAAUUUUUGGACCUUCCACAGCAAAAGUUGGUGAAAAUGUAGCAUUAACGUGCAGCAUCUCUAACAUUCAGAGCUCAAAUACAGAUAUUCACAUGUAUUUGUGUAAAAAUGGAGUUGGAGAGAGAUCAGAAAUACUUGGAAAAAAAACUGAGCGCACCUUCACUUUGAGGAAUAUUUCAUUACUGGACUCUGGUACCUACAGUUGCGUGUACUCAUUUACAAAAUAUCUUACAAAGAAUGUCACAGGAUCAGGAAAUAAUUCCAUCCAUGUCCGAGUCACAGGUGAUUCUAUGAAGAUUUUUCCAGCACAAAUUUUUGGACUCUCCGCAGCAAAAGUUGGUGAAAAUGUAGCAUUAAAGUGUCUCAUCUCUAACAUUCAGAGCUCAAAUACAGAUAUUCACAUGUAUUUGUGUAAAAAUGGUGUUGGAGAGAGAUUAGAACUACUUGGAAAUAAAGAUGACCACACCUUCACUUUAAAGAACAUUUCAUUACUGGACUCUGGUACCUACAGUUGCGUGUACUCAUUUACAAAAUAUCUUACAAAGAAUGUCACAGGAUCAGGAAUGAACUCAAUCCGUGUUCGAGUCACUGGUGAUUCUUUGGAGAUUUUUCCAGCACAAAUGUUUGGACCCUCCACAGCAAAAGUUGGUGAAAAUUUAGAGUUAAAGUGUCUCAUCUCUAACAUUCAGAGCUCAAAUACAGAAGUGUACAUGUAUUUGUGUAAAAAUGGUGUUGGAGAGAGAUUAGAACUACUUGGAAUUAAAGAUGAGCACACCUUCACUUUGAGGAAUAUUUCAUUACGGGACUCUGGUACCUACAGUUGCGUGUACUCAUUUAUAAGAUAUCUUACAAAGAAUGUCAAAGGAUCAGGAAUGAACUCAAUCCGUGUCCGAGUCACUGAUCUAAGCCAUGAAGUUAUGGUCACUGAAACAUAUGAUCCACUGUUGGAGAGAAAUAUUUUACGAUUAGUAUUCUCGGUCGGAGUGAUCAUUUUUGCAUGUUUCAUCGUGAUUUUCGACUUCAAGACAAGGUCACGUUCUUCCAGAAAGUUCACCGGCUCAGACAAAGCCAAGGAUAGAAAUAACUCAUAAAAUUCAACAUGUUUAGUCUGAUGUCAACAUUUUGUUUGUAUUUCAUUUUUUAAGUCACUUUGGAUAAAAGCAUCUGUUAAAUGAAUAAAUUUAAUGUAAUGUAACGUAAAUGUCAACAUU